AGUUACUCUGUUACCGCAUCGACGUUAUCAAGCCACUUCAUGUGUGACGGCAUUUUUUUUUCCCUCUGUAACUUCAACUACUCCUCCACGUGUCUUUUCUGAAUCUUCCUUUGCUCCUCCCCACGCGACUUUCCACGUGCGUGGCGCCGCUGCACGACUCGUCUUCACCCGGCAGCUUAACCGCUCUCGACGUUUCCUCACCACCCCUUUCCACCUCUCUCAAGUCCCCUCCCUCUUUCAAGAUGGCCACUCCCCGCAGCGCUAAGAAGGCUUCCCGCAAGUCUGGCUCGAAGUCCGCCAAGGCCGGUCUGAUCUUCCCGGUCGGCCGCGUCGGCUCGAUCCUGCGCCGCGGCCAGUACGCGCGCCGCAUCGGUGCCGCCGGUGCGGUGUACAUGGCGGCGGUGGUGGAGUACCUGACCGCUGAGCUGCUGGAGCUGUCCGUGAAGGCUGCUGCGCAGAGCGGCAAGAAGCCCCGCCGCCUGAGCCCGCGCACCGUGACGAUGGCGGUGCGCCACGACGACGACAUCGGUUCUCUGCUGAAGAACGUGACGGUGUCGCGCGGUGGCGUUGUGCCGAGCAUCAACAAGGCGAUCGCGAAGAAGAAGAGCGGCAAGAAGAGCAAGGCCACACCGAGCGCUUAAGCUCCUCGCUUGACGGUUGCGCGUUCUCCGUUCCACGAGCGUGCGCCUCUGACCGGGCGAAUGCUUCCAUAGAUACACUCUUUUUUGUAUUUGUUUUCAUCUGACAACAUCUCUCUCUUUUCGUUCUCUCUCCUCAACUAAAGGGUUUGAGUCAGGGUAGGCCCGGACCCC
Messenger RNA from Leptomonas pyrrhocoris, 812 nucleotides. RefSeq names its product putative histone H2A. Bases 243 to 641 code for a protein of 132 amino acids. NCBI's taxonomy places the organism in Eukaryota, Euglenozoa, Kinetoplastea, Trypanosomatida, Trypanosomatidae. Gene Ontology annotation, cellular component: nucleosome. The transcript has a single exon. Gene Ontology annotation, molecular function: protein heterodimerization activity; structural constituent of chromatin; DNA binding. The record is from RefSeq and is a predicted model, not a curated record.